This is a messenger RNA of Eruca vesicaria subsp. sativa (arugula), 1093 nucleotides long. Lineage: Eukaryota; Viridiplantae; Streptophyta; Magnoliopsida; Brassicales; Brassicaceae. The record is from the annotation of a GenBank genome assembly.
GGUAAAAGUGAAUCUCAAACUUGAGUGUAUAGUAUAUAUAUAUAUAUAUAGAGAGAGAGAGAGAGAGAGGGGAGAUAGAGUGAGAGAGAAUGGGGAAAGGAAGAGCACCUUGUUGUGACAAGAGUAAAGUGAAGAGAGGUCCAUGGAGCCCAGAAGAAGACUUGAAGCUCAUAUCUUUCAUUCAAAAGUUUGGUCAUGAGAACUGGAGAUCUCUCCCCAAACAAUCUGGUCUGUUGAGGUGUGGGAAGAGUUGUCGUCUAAGAUGGAUUAAUUACCUCAGACCAGAUGUUAAGAGAGGUAACUUUAGUGCAGAGGAAGAAGAAAUGAUCAUCAAGCUUCAUCAAAACUAUGGAAACAAGUGGUCCAAAAUCGCUUCUAAACUUCCAGGAAGAACAGAUAAUGAGAUCAAGAAUGUGUGGCAUACCCAUCUAAAGAAAAGAUUGGUUAAGAAUCCAGCUGAACCGGCCUCUCCUUGUUCUACUGAUAAGACUCAAGCAGAAGAUCGUUUGACCAUAAAGACCUCUCGUGACUCUACUACGUCAGUGUCUUCUGGUGGUUCCAACAAUUUAAACCAAGAAGAUGAUCCAAAUAUAGGUUUAAUGUUUGAGUAUAGCGAGUUUAACGACAUUAUUCAAGAAGUAGACAAGCCCGAUCUACUGGAGAUCCCUUUUGACUCAGGUCUUGACAUAUGGAGUUUCUUAGAUGGUCCAAACGAGAACAGUUCAGUUUCAAGAGGAGAAGAAGAGUGUGAUGAGGAUGAAGUCAAGAAAUGGUUGAAGCACUUGGAAACCGAACUCGGAUUAGAAGAAGACGAUAAUCAACAGCUUAAACAUGGAGCACAAGACAAAGAUUCAUCACUCUUGACGACCUACGAGCUCAUGACACAUUAACAAAUACCAAGUUGUGAUUACUUGACGUAUUUUAUAUUUUCAUACGAUGAUCCCAAAGAGAGAGAUUAUUAUGGAUAUCUAUAUUUACAAGGAAAGUUAGGUAGUAGAGAAAAUGUAUCUCAAUUUCUUGUCAUUUUCAGUGUAUAAAUAAUACGUAUAGCUGGUUAAAAUAUACUAAAUAAUACUAAAGCUUCAGACUAAAC